Messenger RNA from Carcharodon carcharias (great white shark), 903 nucleotides. RefSeq lists its product as uncharacterized. The transcript is spliced from 4 exons. The record is from RefSeq and is a predicted model, not a curated record. Lineage: Eukaryota; Metazoa; Chordata; Chondrichthyes; Lamniformes; Lamnidae. Bases 8 to 646 code for a protein of 212 amino acids.
GACAGCGAUGGAGGAGAGAGUUUCAGGGACCAGUGACAUUGCAUUGACCCCCAGUUCACUCUCUGUGAAGCACCAGGGUAAACAGAACGUGCUGAUUACUGAGCCCCGGAACACAAACAGAGACACAACUGGCGAGGGGGAGACCCCAGCUCCCCGGGGUCUCUCUGAAGGUGCAGUGGGAGGCGAUGCUGGACAUGGGAACACCGACAAACCUGAAGAGUUUCUCUACGCCAAUCCCCAAGUCUUGAGGAUGUCCAGUGGUGAUGGAUCUGUCCACAGGGAAGAGGAGACAGAAUACGCACAGAUCAGGAGAAAGACAGCGAUGGAGGAGAGAGUUUCAGGGACCAGUGACAUUGCAUUGACCCCCAGUCCACUCUCUGUGAAGCACCAGCGUAAACAGAACGUGCUGAUUACUGAGCCCCAGGACACAACCAGAGACACAACUAGUGAGGGGGGGACCCCAGCUCCCCGGGAUCUCUCUGAAGGUCCAGUGGGAGGCGAUGCUGGACAUGGGAACCCCGACAAACCAGACGAGCUUCUCUACGCCAACAUCAACUUUUCAAAGCUGCCCAGCGGUGACAGGACUGUGCAGAGGAGCGAGGACACGGAAUACGCACAGAUCAGAUUCCAGAAAAAAAGAGUGUGAAACAGGGACCGAGGCUGUGAGGUGUGUGCAGCCAACAUGGCCAAAUAGUAAUGAACAGAAAUAUGAUGUUGCUCAACUUUUUUUUUAUCUGUUCUGAGUGAGCUUUCUGAAUGCUGCACCUUUUUCCAUGCUGUAAAAGAUUGUGAGAAGCUUAUGAAUUAUGUAUAAUUUUACAUCUGUUAAUACAAGGUGAGGUGAGAGUGACUGCCUUUGACAUCAAGGCUGCAUUUGACCGAGUGUGCCAUCUAGGAUCCCGA